AUAGAGCAUCAUAUUCAUUAAACGGUGCGAGUAACUUAUGCCAUUCUACAACCUAUAAAUGAUAUGGGAUAUUAAAUUAAGUAACACUGACGUGCAUGUCACAAAAAUCACGAUACUUUCAAUUUGCGAAACGAAGAAUGAGACUGUAGUGAUUCUGAAUACCUCACAGAAUGUUCAAAGAAAAUGACAGCAAUUCAGGAGGCUGCAGCAGUGCAGCUCCCCGACCACGACGAACAUUGCCACGAUUUUCACUGCGCCGACUAUUAUACUCGAGUCCGCUUAUCGGCCGGCGAAUUGUUAGGACACCUAGUUCAAGCAACAGGAAUACUAAAACUAAAGACCAAACUGGCAGCAGAAUUGCGGAUGUCGAAAAAGGAGAAGCCAGAGUAAGUAAUGGUUCGAACCAUUUUCAAUUUCAGAACAUAGAUCUACAGCGUGCUACCAGCAAAGGCUCUGUACUUUCUUCCGCCGGAAAGAGUAAUGAAAAUGGUUUAAUGGAAUGUCCCUUAUGCUUGGCUGAAUUGCCAGUGGAAUUUUUUCCUGUGGUACAGUCUUGUCAUCAUCGUAGUUGUUAUGACUGCUUUCAACAAUAUCUUAAGGUUGAAAUUUCAGAAUCUAGAGUUAAUAUAGCUUGUCCUGAAUGUUCUGAACCAUUACAUCCAAAUGACAUUAGAAUGAUUUUAAAUGACCAAACACAGUUAGAAAAGUAUGAAGAUUUUAUGGUUCGAAGAGUUCUUGCCGUGGAACCUGACGCAAGAUGGUGUCCUGCACCAGAUUGUAGUUUUGCCGUUAUUGCUAGUGGUUGUGCUUCGUGUCCGAAGUUACGCUGUGAACGACCAGGGUGUGAUUCAUACUUUUGCUACCACUGUAAAGCACGAUGGCAUCCUAAUCAAACAUGUGAUGCUGCUAGAUCUCAGCGUACUCAAUACUAUGAACGUAGCUCGUCUCUCAGUUUCAGUCAGAGUGAUUCACAACACAGAGAUGACAUCAAACCCUGUCCAAGAUGUCAGGUUUUGAUUGUCAAAAUGGAUGAUGGAAGUUGUAAUCAUAUGAUUUGUGCUGUUUGCGGGGCAGAAUUUUGUUGGUUAUGCAUGAAAGAAAUUAGCGAUCUUCAUUAUUUAAGUCCUUCUGGUUGUACCUUUUGGGGCAAGAAACCUUGGUCUAGGAAAAAAAAAAUUCUGUGGCAACUAGGGACUUUAGUUGGAGCUCCUGUUGGAAUCGGACUUGCAGCUGGCAUAGCUAUACCCGCUAUGAUUAUAGGUAUACCAGUAUGGGUAGGGAAGGAAUUGUACACAAGAUACGAAAAGGCCAACAAGCAUAAAAGGAACGCCUUUAUCGUUGGUGGUGUAACUGCAUCGGUUCUGGUAUCGCCCAUACUAGCGGGAUUGGUUGUCGGCAUUGGAGUACCCAGUUUAUUAUUUUAUGUUUAUGGUGUUGUUCCCGUUUCACUUUGUCGAAGUGGAGGUUGUGGUGUUUCGACAAAUGGCACAGGUGGCCGAUUCGAUUUGGACGAUGAAAAUGAACUGAUGGGUUCAUUAGGGCCUCGUAACGGUGGAGAUGCAGCAUCGAUUGAUGUCGCCAGUCAUCGUGGUGGUAAUCCUUCAAUAGGAGAAGCUUCACUUUCGUUGGGUAGUGGAAGUCAAUUAGAAAAGUUAGGUCGCGAGAACGACCGUGAGAGCGCCAGUAAUGUAGCCCUCGCUGGUACCAGUCUUGCCGGAAGUAUAGCUUCUAGUGUUCUUCCGGGAGGUCAAAGGUUGGAAGUUCAAGCGGACGUGACGUCUACACAACGUUUUAGCUUAUGUAGUGAGACCGCUUCAGCCACAACCAGUUUGUCAGAGAAGUCUGUAAACGCGUCCAUUGCUUUGGACGAUGGUGCAGCUUCCACGAGAGCUUUAGCAGGCUCUGUUCUAAAUUUCAAGUUGGAUUGUGGUUCGUUAAGCGGUGGAAGAAGUAUGGAAGGUGAACAGGGGGCUGGUUCAGUUGCUGGUGGUCACAUGGAUACAGCUGGACAAGCCACAUCUUUAAGUUCGCUUGAAGAAGUAGCAUCUGGUUUAGCAAAACGUGCUCGACGCAAACCGACGUUAGAUCGUCAGUGUAGUGAUUCGAGUAAUUGGACUGUCUGUGGAGAAGACGGUGGCUCUGAACGCGUCAGGUUCGAUGAUCAUAUCAGUUUUAUCGAAGCUUAUCAGGAAGGAAUUGUCAGUUCGUGUGGAGUGGGCAACAGGAGUGCUGGAAGACGUAAACGCAAUAAGGAGACGGAACAGGAAACAGAUGCUCAAAAACCUGCGAAGAAUUCUAAUGGUGACGCAAAAGUCGACUCAUCAACGGAUAGCAAUGUAUCACGCGAACAAAUUGCUACUUUAAGAAAUGUUUUCUUCCAUAGUUCUACGGUAUCUAUGAAUCGCGAGAAGCGAUUAUCAGUGAUAGAGGAACCGUGCUCUGUGGUGGCACAGAAUAAACGUGCUUGUAUUUUCACAUCUUCCGACGACGGAUGCAACAGCAGUAAUGCAGAGGACAAUGUACACUCUUAAAAAGCAAGCAAAGACUGACUAAACCAAUAAUUAUAAGAAACAUUACGAAUAUAUUUUUGCGAAUUUGUAUUCUAUAAGUUUUUGGUUUUGAGUUUUAAAGAACUUAAAUAUGUGUACAUAAUUUUGUAAAAUUGUCUCUUAUAUAUAUGUUCGAAAAAAAAUAUAUAUAUAAACACGCAUAUAUAUAUACGUAUAUAUAUAUAUGUUUUUGUUUAUAAGUAAAAGCUUUGUUAUCUAUUUGAAUAAGCUAAUAUCAUGUAUCUAACGAAAGAUUUCUAUGAAAGACUUUUUCAUAGAAGUUUAUAUGUACACAAACAGAUAUGUAAAAUAUAAGCUGCUGUACCAUCUUUAUAUGUAUGCAUUGGUAGGUAUUUUAGCUAAGUAAGGCAUAUUUCGAAAAUAUGUCUAGAAGAACUAGCACGUGAUACAAAGUAUAACAAAGGCAAGCUUAAUAUAAAGUUUAUAAUAAUAUGCAUUUUUACCGAUGUUUUUACGUAUAUUAAUAAUGAUUUAAAUAUAUAAAUUAAAGUAGUACAUUUUGUUGAUGUAAAGUGAGGUACAAUUUUCCAUAUGUUAAUAGAAAUAAUAUAUGUGACCACAAAGAAUAAACUUAUACUUUUACAACGUUUAACAUUAAUUUCUCUAAGCUUCUUUUAUCAGUGUAUAUUUUGUAUGAAAA
Nomia melanderi (Alkali bee) is the source of this 3210-nucleotide messenger RNA. The record is from RefSeq and is a predicted model, not a curated record. NCBI's taxonomy places the organism in Eukaryota, Metazoa, Arthropoda, Insecta, Hymenoptera, Halictidae.